Messenger RNA from Hipposideros armiger (great roundleaf bat), 1519 nucleotides. It is a transcript of the gene LAT, whose product is annotated as linker for activation of T cells. Bases 277 to 1299 code for a protein of 340 amino acids. Gene Ontology annotation, biological process: intracellular signal transduction; inflammatory response; regulation of T cell activation. Lineage: Eukaryota; Metazoa; Chordata; Mammalia; Chiroptera; Hipposideridae. The transcript is spliced from 12 exons. Gene Ontology annotation, molecular function: protein kinase binding. The record is from RefSeq and is a predicted model, not a curated record. Gene Ontology annotation, cellular component: immunological synapse; membrane.
GGCAAGCAGACCCUUGAGGACCUGGGGGUGGCUCCUCAGGCCUCUUCCCCCCCUCCCCACAGGCUGGGUGGGGGUGGAAAGGGGGUGGGUGCAGCCGUCUGAGGAGCCGGAUGAUUUCCUGCCCUCACCCGGCGCUCACCACAGCUUCCUGCCGCAGGCAGGCAGGCAGGCAGGCAGGCAGGCAGGCAGGCAGGCAGGCAGGCAGGCAGGCAGGCAGGCGCUGAGGAGAGGCAGGCGCGGAGCCAAGGGGCAGGUAGGCCUGGGCGUGGGGUCCACAUGGGCGGCUGGUGCCCCAGGCUCCAGCCAAGGCCCUGGCUUGACCAUCCUGGGAUUAAGCGUCUUUCAGAGCCAGCGCUGACCCCCACACAGUCUAGCGAGGGGAGGGGACCCAGGGAGCCCUCCAGGAGGGCGCGGCUACCCCUCAUCAGGCUCCUAGCCUGGUGCUGCUGGGCCCGGCAUCGCUGCUGGCCCGGCUCCCCCCGCCCCUGCAGCUGCUCUGCCCUGGAGGGCGUUUGGCCAUCAGCCAGGCCUGGUCCCAGCUCUGUUCUGCAGAUGGAGGCGGCUAUCCUGCUGCCCUUGGUGCUGGGCCCCCUGCUGCUGCCUCUCCUGGCUGUGUUGCUGAUGGCACUGUGUGCGCGCUGCCGAGAGCUGCCAGACUCAUAUGACAGUGUAGCGUCGGAUAGUUUGACCCCAAGUAGCAUCAUGAUCAAACGGCCUCCCACGUUCACCCCCUGGCCACCAGCCACGUCUUAUCCACCUGUUACGUCCUACCCACCCCUGAGCCAUCCAGACCUUCUUCCCAUCCCGAGGUCCCCACAGCCCCAAGUGGGCUCCCACCGCACGCCAUCUUCCCGGCAGGACUCAGAUGGCAACAAAAGCGUGGCAAGCUACGAAAACGAGGAGCCAGGCUAUGAGGAUACGGAUGAAGACGAUGAUGAUGAUGAUUAUCACAACCCGGGCUACUUGGAGGUGCUUCCUGAUACAGCCCCAGCCAUUAGCACCGCUGUCCCAGCAGCUCCAGCGCCCAGCAACCCCGGCCUCCGAGAUAGCACCUUAUCCAAGACGUCGGGGGAAGAUUACGUGAACGUUGAGAGUGAGGGGAAUGCAGAUGCGUCUCUGGAUGGGAGCCGGGAGUACGUGAAUGUGUCCCAGGAACUGCAGCCCACAGCCGAGCCUGCCACCUUGAGUUCCCAGGAGGCAGAGGAUGAGGAGGAAGAGGGUGCUCCUGAUUAUGAGAAUGUAGAAGCUCAACUGAAGAAACGUAUGAGGCCAACCUGUCCUGGAACCAGCCUUGCUUGAGAGGCCUGAGCUGGGCAGCGAGCAGUGCCUCUGGGGGGCCCCCUUGGCACCCUGCCCUGGCUCCAGCCUCACAGCCUGAGAACUUUACCCCUAACUUACUGUUACUUUGGGGUCCCGUCUGUGUACCCCCACCACUCUGCACCUUCUGACGCAGCCUGAGAAUGAACUGCCCUGGCCCCAGCCCUACUCUGUGAUAGAAUAAAGGCUGGUGUAGUUUGUA